UUCCAGAAUGUCUUCCCCGCCUCCCCUGGCCACCUGCCCAGCCCAGCCUUCCCUCUCAAGGUACUUGUCCUGUGACUUUAUUUGAUGCACAAGGACCCUUGACAGCUCCCCCAUUCCUUCUUCCUUCGGUCUGCCAUUUCCUUGGAUUGCUCAAUUGCUCCCUGGCAGGCACACAAACUCCACAGCAGGUGGGAGCGUGAUGGCAGCCCUGGCCCUGCAGCUGAUUGGGCUGGCACUAUCUAUCCUGGGCUGGCUGGGCUCUAUUUUGGCCUGUGCUUUACCCAUGUGGAAGGUGACAGCUUUCAUUGGAUCCAACAUCAUUGUGGCACAGGUCUUCUGGGAGGGGCUGUGGAUGAACUGUGUUUAUGAAAGCACUGGUCAGAUGCAAUGUAAGGUCUAUGACUCACUACUUGACCUACCAGCAGACCUACAAACUGCCCGUGCCUUGGCGGUGGUCUCCAUCGCCAUGUCUUUCCUGGCUCUCCUUAUUGCCGUCUCUGGAGCAAGUUGCACCCGCUUCAUAGAAGACCCAUGUACCAAGGCCAAAGUUUUGAUGAUAGCUGGUGUGGUGUUCAUCCUAGCUGGAGUGGCGCUCCUCUUUCCUGUCUCCUGGUCAGCAAGGAACAUUGUGAGCAACUUCUAUAACCCACUUGUUCCCGAGGCCCUGAAGAGAGAGCUGGGUAUUUCACUUUACAUAGGUUGGGCAGCUAGUGCCUUCCUGAUCCUUGGUGGAGGCACAUUCUGUUGCUUCGUUCCUCCAAAGGAGGACAAUAAAUCCUAUCCAAUGAAAUACUGGGCAGGAAGACACCCUUCCUCGAGCAGCUAUGCUCGCAAAGACUAUGUGUGACCCUGCUGGAAAAGCUACCCCCAGACACACCUUACUUCAAGCCUUGAGAAAGAAGGAUCGGCUGGCGAAAAGAACUCACCUGAUGCAAUAAUGCCACAGAAUAUAAAUCUUGCGAUGCCAAACGCCUGUCAGGCCUGUCUACAUGGAGAACACAUUGACAUGACAUAUGACACCAAGAGAAAGUUCACUCUAGCCAUUUGUAAGAUUUUUAUUUGACAAAGAAGCAUUAUUUUUUUGUGAUAUGUGACAGUUUGCUCAAGUGAGUGCUAAAAGCUGUGGUUUGAUGACAUGCCAAGAAUUGUAUCAGAAAGAUGAGUUAACUCCGGCUUUGGCAACAUUUUUUUGGUCCAGUAGGCAUAAAUUUAAGAGCGUGAGGUAACGUCCACCAGCCAUUUUCCUUGUUGUGAGAUGGGGAAGAGACUUGAGGAGGAGGGAGUUUUGAUGGAUGUCUAGACUGGGGGAUUUAGCUAUCAGUCAAAAAAUGUUCCUAAUUUUACACAAAUGUUUUGCAUGAGUGAGGUCAAAAUAAACCUAAUAGCUGAAAGGGGGGGGACAUUUUGAAGUUGGGAGGGGCAGAUAGAGAGGUAUUCUACUUGGUCACAUAGUUCCCCUCAUCUCUUUGUUCAGUUUUAGAUGGGCUUCUUUGAAGAAGCACUCAACCCGCUCCUAACCCCACCUAACCAAUGUGAUGUUGAAGAGACAUUGAAAAUCUAGCCAAUUUUUAGAACUGCCAACCAUCUCCCAAUAGCUGAUAUAGGAUCACACGUUCAAAAUCAGCCCUCCAAAGUGUGCAAAAGUAAGAACCUCAUUUGAAAUAACUGGAAUUACUUCUGGCCCAAACUGGAAAAUAGCACCAGUGACCUGUAGGGAAAGGGCAUGCUCAAAGCAGCCCCUUAGGGGUCACCUGAUUGUGCCAAUAGCAAAAUGGUUAGUGAAGCAAAGCAGAUCGUACCUACAAGUAGUCCUCAAUUUACAACCAUUGGUUUAGCAAUUGUGUUAAAAGAAAGGGAUUUACAAGCAGUUCUCACAAUUAUGAUUGUCGCAGCCGCCCUGCAGUCACUUGAUCAAAAUUCAGGCACUGGCAUUUAUGCAGUUGCAGCAUCCCAGGGGCACGUGAUCACCUUUUGCAACCUUUUGCAAGGGAGUUUCUGGCAAGCAAAGUCAACAGGGAAGCCAGAUUCGCUUAAAGUCUGCAGCAAAUAAGAGCAUGAAAGUGAGUUUGACUUAUUUUACAGCUGACUCACUCAGCAAUGGAAGUUCUGGCUCCAACUGGGAUCAUACAUUGAGGAUUACCUGUAUCAAAAUAGCCACAGGUUGCUGCCUGACUAAGAGGAAAAGCAGUACUUAAACAUAGGGACAGCUAAAAGCAAAUUUAAAGCUGCUCCAGGUAUGGUUUGGGGAAUGAGUUGAAGACAAUAUCGGGAGGUUAUGGCAGAAAAAAGGGGUUGUUGGGAUAUAUUUGCCCCACAGGUUAGAUGCAGGUAGAAAAUGACCUCACUAUGGAAAAAGCUGCUCAAGUGUAAAAAAAAAAAAUCUAGUGGAGAAAGGAUGAUAUUGAAAAAUGUUAUUGGAUCAGAUCAAAGGUCUAUUUAUCUAUGGCAGGAUAGUAUCUGUUUUCCUUUAAAACAAAUAUGACUUAUCAAAUAAUUUGUUGUGAGAGCAACCCAUCCACCCAAUUCAGAAUCUCCCAUCCUAGUCAUCCUUCUGACCUGCUCUUCUUGUAUACUUCGCUUCAAAUCUUUCUUCUGAUCAGGAGUUGGUGUUUUGCAGACGUCCCCUUAUUGUCAGAAUCCAACAAGAUUUGCAUAAAACCUGUUUCUUUGCCUCCUCAGUUAGGUUCGCUGUGCAUCAAAGGGACGUGUGAUCUACCUUGUGCACUUUGAUAUUUUAAAACAGUUACGAAUGGAAAAGAAUAAGCGGAAGUUUAAAUGCCUCAUAAAGUAGGCACAAACUGAAGCUAGAAUGACGGUUACUUUUUAAAUGAAACCAACGUUGAAGUAAUAUUGUCUCAAGAGGAGGAAAUCGUUUCUAGAGGGGAGUUCAACUGGCUAAGAACUUCCUUAAAGGAAUUUUCAUCCAGUUGCACAAGCAAUUCUAAUUGUGUGAGAAAGGCUAUAUUUAUCCAGACCUUCGUUAAAAGUGUGCAUCCAUUGUUCUGUGGAAGUCAAGUUAUGUUGGCAGAAAGCAGGACAUCUGUACUGUACAUAAGGGGGUGUACCUCUAUGAGACUGAAAGCCACCCUUGGCCUGUAAGCAGAAUGUGCAGGAAGGGAAGGAAUGCAUGCCGAAACAUGGGGAAGGCCAGGACAAAAAUUAAAUUAGAUUGAAUGUUAAUUUAAAAAGUGAUUAAACAAAUUGCACUUUCCUUGUAUUUAAUGCUCUCUCCAUUCCCAUCGUAUUGGCAACAACUUGAAGUUUGCAGUGCCUUAAAUUUGUAUAUUAGACUCUGUUCGCCAAACAUUUUGAUUGCAGUUACUGAAUUGACCCAUUUUCUGAAAUCUGUACCUAAGAAAAUUCUCAUAGUUUUAACCGGGUUAAAUGAUGCAUCAUAGGGCAAAACCUUUUGAACCAAAGGCACCUCAAAUGGAGUAACUUACAGAAUGCAUCCGAAAUCUGGGAUCCAUGACAUCCGUGGAACUAAAAUUUGGCAAAUUUUAUAAAACGUUUUGUGACAUAAAAACGUCAUAAAGCAUUUUAGCACACAAUACAAAAUGUCAUAAACAUUCUUCUGUGGUCCACUUUGGAUGCUUGGCUAUAGCACAGUUAACAUGGAAUACUUUCAAGGCAAAUACAGCUCGACUGACAACAGUUCAUUUAGUGACGUUCAAAGUUACAACAGCAUUGAAAGAGUGACUUGAGACUGGUCAUGUGAUCAAAAUUCAGACGCUUGGCAA
This is a messenger RNA of Crotalus tigris (Tiger rattlesnake), 3740 nucleotides long. RefSeq names its product claudin-4-like. The record is from RefSeq and is a predicted model, not a curated record. Lineage: Eukaryota; Metazoa; Chordata; Lepidosauria; Squamata; Viperidae. Gene Ontology annotation, cellular component: plasma membrane; bicellular tight junction. Bases 200 to 847 code for a protein of 215 amino acids. Gene Ontology annotation, biological process: bicellular tight junction assembly; cell adhesion. Gene Ontology annotation, molecular function: structural molecule activity. The transcript is spliced from 2 exons.